GUGAGUAAAACGGGAGCAGAAGGCGCUGUGUUGGACGAAGCCAAAAACAUCAACAAGUCUCUCUCUGCUCUGGGAAAUGUCAUCGCUGCUCUCAGCGAAGGAAAGAAAAGCCACGUCCCAUACAGGGACAGUAAGAUGACCCGGAUCCUACAGGACUCUCUGGGGGGAAACUGUCGGACCACCAUCAUCAUCUGCUGCUCUCCUUCUGUUUACAACGAGGCCGAAACCAAGUCCACCCUCAUGUUUGGACAGAGAGCUAAGACCAUAAAGAACACGGUGUCAGUGAAUCUGGAGCUGACGGCUGAAGAGUGGAAGAAGAAGUACGAGAAGGAGAAGGAGAGGAGCCGGAGCCUGAACAUCGUCGUUCAGAAACUGGAGAAUGAGCUGAAGCGCUGGAGGAAAGGUGAGUCUGUACCUGUGGAGGAGCAGCUGAGCAGCAGGAGCAAGAAGAGCAGCAGUGAGAUGCCAGCGGAGACGGACAGCUCAGCUCAGCCCCCUGUCCCUCUGUCCGAUGAGGAGAAGACGCAGUACGAGACGCUGAUCACCGACUUGUACCACCAGCUGGACGACAAGGAUGAAGAGAUCAACCAUCACAGUCAGACGGUGGAGAAACUCAAACAGCAGCUGAUUGAUCAGGACGAG
Messenger RNA from Plectropomus leopardus (leopard coralgrouper), 642 nucleotides. NCBI's taxonomy places the organism in Eukaryota, Metazoa, Chordata, Actinopteri, Perciformes, Serranidae. The record is from RefSeq and is a predicted model, not a curated record.